CAUGCAGAGUGCUGUGCUUCAACUCGGAGCGCUCUCUACUUCGAAUUCCGCAGUCGAUCGAGUGGCUGCUCCGAUUGCUCUGGCAGCUGCUCAACGUAUCGGGCUUGGAAGCGAGCAAUGCGAGUGACGGUGGUAGGUGGCGCCGUCGCGGCGCUGUUGCCUCUGGCGGACGCUCAGCUCUCGUUCUGGCACUUGCCCGCUGAUCGCAGUAGGACGAGGCUCCGCGACCCGUACGAAGCACUGGAUGUUCUGUCCCGCAUGGGAUACGCGGCCCUGGUGGGACAGGAAGAGGGAGACGGCGCUUAUGAAAGGAAGCAGGCCCUCGACUACGUUGCCAAGCUAGGAUGGUCUGAUGUAGAUGUUGCGGCGGUUAUGGAGACCUUCAGGACGGGCAUAACGACACCGGAGACGUGCGAAACCUGCGAAUACUUUAUGGAUGUGCUGAAGAAUGGCUCGGGCAAGUUCUCUAUGCCCAUCUUCGUCGCAUUCCUGUGGACCAUGUGCUACAUCCAGUCCUACACCACGAGCGAAGUCUGCACGGGCAUGGUCAGGUCCUACAAGGACGACGUCGGCUACGUGAUGAGAACUACGAGGUCCUCUCCGAACGAGCUCUGCACACUCAUGUUUGGUAGAACGUGCGGAAACCUCACGUUGCCUGAACACGUGUGGGAGAUAGACGUUCCAGAAAAGCCCAGCGACACCACGCCUGUACUCAGGAAGAGAGCGCAGUCGAGGGCCGAGCUGGCGUCGUCGUUCCGCGUGCUGCACCUGUCGGACACGCACUACGACCCGGAGUACGUCGAGGGGAGCCUGGCAUCGUGCGACGAGCCCCUGUGCUGCCGUGCUGCAUCGGGAGAAGUGACGAACGACACCGACCGCGCGGGCCGCUGGGGUGACUUGCGUUACUGCGACCUGCCAUUCCGCACGCUGGAAAACAUGCUCGAGCACAUCGGACGACAGGGACGUCAGCCUCAGUUCGCCUACUGGACGGGCGAUCUCCCACCCCACGACGUGUGGAGGAUAACUCGGGCCGCCAACUUCGAGAACUUCGAGAAGACCGUCUCGACUAUCGCCAAGCAGCUGCCCGGGGUCACGGUCUAUCCGGUCGUCGGAAACCACGAAGCUGUUCCCCCGAACUUGCAACAGCAGGACUCUCACCAUGUCCGCUUACCGUGCGUUGUAUGCAUGCCAACCAAGGGACAGGCCGAGCAGUUCAAACACGGAACUCCUGGCGCGUGCAGGUUCCCCGAGACCGACCGCAGCGAUGCGCAGCACGCCGAGAAGUCGCAGUGGCUGUACGACACCCUAGCCGAAGAUUGGAAGGUGUGGCUUCCGGAAGACGCCCUCGCCACCGUCAGACGGGCUGGUUACUACGUCGCUAAGCCAAGAGAAGGUCUUCGAUUAAUAUCGCUCAACACAAACUUCUGCUACAACUUCAACUUCUGGCUCUUCGUAAACUCGACCGACCCUGGAAACCAACUGCGAUGGCUGGUGGACGAGCUGCUUGAUGCCGAACGCGUAGGCGACAAGGUGCACCUCAUUGGCCACAUACCUCCCGGCUUGCCCGACUGCCUCGACACUUGGAGCGCCAUGUUUCACAGAAUAGUCGAAAGGUUUUCAAGCACAGUGGUGGGCCAGUUCUACGGCCACACGCACUACGACGAGGCGAUCGUGUACUACUCGUCCGUGGACAGGUCACGGCCUUUCGGGCUCGCCUUCGUCGCGCCGAGCGUCACCACGUACACCUUUCUGAACCCCGCUUACCGGAUAUACGAAGUCGACUCGGAAUCCAAGCUGGUGACGAGACACGAAACGUACACCAUGAACGUGACCGAGGCCAACCAAGGUGACGGAGAACCCCGCUGGAGGCUCGAGUACAGCACCGAGGACCUAGGUCUGGCGCAGGUGGGCCACGAGGACUGGGCCGCGCUCAUCGGAGCCAUGGAGGCUGACCAGGCUCGGUUUAACCAAUACGUCGGGUACACGACUCGCCUGGGCGACCAGGAGAUGAAGUGCGACGACGAGUGCCGCGAGCGACUGCUGUGCCGCUGCAGAACGGACAGGGCACACGACUACUCGGCCUGCCCGCGAGAUCCCACCGCCAACAGGAACAACGCCACCGGGAGGCAGUACAAUCAUUUAGCGUGACGUGCGCCAACUAGGAAGCAUCGAAUUUGGAAUAAUUGCUCGUGGCGUUCGGAUUUAAACCUGUAGUACGAGUGUGUUGCAAGUAGCUUUGGCGCGUAACACAUCCCUCGACUUCUCCGAAAGUACAGCAGCGCCACCCUCGGCUGACAGAGUUACUGUUCUCCUAUUACACUCCUAGGCUGGGGAAGUGACAGCGAGUAUCAGUUUGCACUCAGUUUCAAAAUGUUUAGCCGGAGUACAAGCGCGCAAACCAUGCUCGUGGGGUAUAGACUAAGCGCGAGAUUGAGCCUAUUGCGCCCUCCCAUGGAGGGCCACGUAGGUCAGGGUCACGUGCAUUCGCACAGAAUCGAUGCUGAUUGGCCGAUGUCAGUUGUAAGCUUUCACUUCAGUUCCACAUUACUGUGAAACCGACUAUAGGCGUGGUAUUAUUAGAGUUAAAGAAAUUCUGAGAUCGCAUAAGGCAAGAAAGCUGCUUUUUCCAAAAGUUGUAUUUGGCAAAAAAGGUAGGGUCUUUUUAAAAAAACGGCCGUUUUCAAUCAAGCGUAUUAUCUUUGUCGGUUAAAUUACCAGGCACUACGGAGUGCAAAUAGUCGAAGUUUCUAACAUGCAUCGAAUACCCGUGUUUUUAAUGAGAGUGUUUAACUGGAAAUUUGAGAUUCGAUCUUGUGAAAUAUCGGGCCGCACAGCGCAGAGGGAACGACCUCAAAAAAGAAGGAGAAAGACGACACACGCAGAACGCUCUGUGAGUCGUCUUGUCCUUUCUUUUCGUCGUCAUUGCCUCUGCGCCAUACAACCCGAUGAUAGUGAACCAACAAGCCGACAUUUCUACUAUCUUGAAGUAGCCAUGAUGUUCUGUUGCCGAGCCCGAAGUCACCGGUUCCAAGUCCAGGUGACCGCAUUCUGAUGGGGCAGAAUGCACCAUAAUUAACGCCCGUGUAACUAGCACUGGGUGCUAGGUACACGAGCGCUGGGAAUAGAGAAUACGGAGCCCUCCACAACGACGUCUCUCACUGACCCGAUUGUCGCUUCGGGACUUGCUCCGCCAAGGAUAUUAAAUGUUUCGGCAUGCUCAAUUAAUAUAGAAUACUAUAGGAUUGCUACGAUUAUGGAACCUUGCCUGUUUAGACAUCACGAAAGUGUCCACUAACGACCAAGAACUAGGGUGCCCUUUUUGUUCAUACACAAAUUGUACAUUUGGAC
Messenger RNA from Dermacentor albipictus, 3348 nucleotides. Lineage: Eukaryota; Metazoa; Arthropoda; Arachnida; Ixodida; Ixodidae. The record is from RefSeq and is a predicted model, not a curated record.